Molecule: messenger RNA, 303 nt
Organism: Alternaria burnsii
Lineage: Eukaryota; Fungi; Ascomycota; Dothideomycetes; Pleosporales; Pleosporaceae
Exons: 1
Coding region: 1-303 (100 amino acids)
Source: RefSeq, a predicted model, not a curated record
AUGCCGGCGCUCCCAACAUCCACUCACGCAACAGCAGCGCACCACGGUACUGACUGGCCGCUCCUCUGGGUCAUAGUCGGUGUCAUCAGCAUCGUUCUCUUUCAGAUCUUCAUCGUGGUUGCCCUUAUUCGUUGGGCGAACUUGCGCAGCAAGGCGCGGUGGAGAGAUCUGCGAAACCGUGGCAUUGCCAUCCUCGACGGUCCUUCGCUCAUCUGGAGGGACACGAUACCGCCUGCACCGACAGUCUCGACAUACAACUUACGGCAUAAGCUUCAGAUAUCAAACGAACAAGUGUCUCAGUGA